UUCAACAUAAGGAAAAGCUACUUCCUUGGAAACGUUUUAUUUGCUAACCUUGGGGAGAGGUUUGUUCCUUCUUAUGGCAUCAUUUUGAGAAGUGAUUGAAAAGCUUCUCGUCUUGGCUCGCAUUAAAUGUCAGACACUGAAUGUAUGCGAUUGGUGACCUACAGCUGGCUUUCCAGCUAGGGAGCUAAAAGAGCUAAUAACGUACGCGCUAACGCUAGCUAACCGAGGGGACCGAAUAUGUAACGUCUAACGUUGGAUAGCUACAUUUAUCAGUAACAGCAGCUGGAAGAGAUACGUGAUAUCUCCAGUAGAUGUUACAACAUAACUGCACAAAUAGACCUAUAGAGACGGGAAUGUUCUGGCUACAGAUGAAAAUGAACACAUCCUUUCAAUGGUUUCCCAUGAACCUCACCUGGAGUGGGAGGGUGUUGUGAGAAAGGAAAGAGGAGGAAGGAACACAAGGGGAUUAUAAAAAAAGAGUCAUGAAUCUCCAUCAGGUCCUCACUGGGGCUGUCAACCCUGGAGACAAUUGUUUCUCUGUAGGCAAUGUCAACAAUGUGCCAUUCACGGCUUAUGCGUCAGGUUGUGACGUGGUGAUUUUGGGCAGUGACUUUGAGCGCCUGCAGAUCAUCCCAGGGGCCAAACAUGGCAACAUCCAGGUCGGCUGUGUCGACUGCUCACUGCAGGGUGGACAGAUUGCAGCUUCCUAUGGAAGCAUCGUGUGUGUCUUUGAGCCUGUUCAGCCCCCAGAUCAGAAAGACAUAUCGCUGACUAAGCUGAACUGCCAGUGGCAGAAGACGGGUCAGUUUGUGUUAAAGUCUAUGGUACGGAACCUGGCCUGGCACCCCACAGGCUGCACUCUCCUGACAGGCUCGAGUAGCCUCCAGUUGUGGUCUCAUAUAAAUGAAGUGAACAGUGGAGCUGAAGAAGUAGGAAGGCAGACGGAGAUGAACAUAGGCGACAGUCAUUCUGCCUGGAGGUGCAUCUGGGAGAGCAAGACAGCCUCUCCAGUGAGUUUGAUGAAGUUCUCUCCUGAUGGGGAAUUCUUUGCAACUGCUGGACAGGAUGACUGCCUUGUAAAGGUCUGGUACAGCACUGGUAAGUGGAAGUUGGGUGUUUCCAGACUCUUUACGCCUCCAGAGCCCAGUACCAGUUUCCAGGCAGAGCUGGCCUUUUCCUUUGUCUACCUGGCCCACCCCCGCUCUGUAACUGGCUUCUCCUGGAGGAAGACCAGCAAGUACAUGCCACGAGGUGCAGUGUGUAAUGUUCUGCUCACCUGCUGUAAGGACAGCGUGUGUCGGCUCUGGGCAGAGACACUGUUGCCGGGUGACAGCCUCCUUUCUGGUUACCACAGCAACCACACUUCUGGUCAACACAAUGACACACCCCGAUCUGCUGGCCCUUCUUGGAAAAACGCUUGCAAUGGGAAGUCGCAAGGAAAAAUGGCACAGGGAUCAAACUUUCAAGAAUCAUUGCACGCCUCCUUUUAUCGGGAUGUUCCCCAGCCCUCUCUGACUGGCUGCCUGCCUCACAACCAGAGCCGACACUACAACCACAAGAGGAGCAGCAGCAGCAUGCCCCACGCCAACGCGCUCUGCCACUUCCACAUCGCUGCCAGCAUCAACCCUGCUACAGACAUUCCUCUGCUGCCCUCCAUCUCCUCUCUGAGUGCCGCCGAUGAUGAGGAACCUGGAGGACCUUUUACUGUCCACUGGCUCAACAACAAAGAGCUUAAUUUCACUUUAGCUAUGGAGGUCUUCCUACAGCAGCUCCAAGGCAGCCUGGAGCAGCAGAACGAAUGCUCCCAAGAAGAGCCUGAUGAUGAGGAUAACUGUGACGAAGAUAAUGGUAGCAGGCCAGAUGACUCCCAGGGACCUGAGGCUGUGGAGCUUCCUCUGGCAGCGGUGAAGCACCAGGUGAACGUGCUGCUGGAGGAGUGGAAUAAAGGGGCUGACAUGUUGUUCAGCAUCCAUCCCAUGGACGGCUCUCUGUUGGUGUGGCAUGUGGACUGGUUGGAUGAAUACCAGCCGGGCAUGUUCAGACAAGCUCAGGUUUCGUUUGUGUCCCGGAUCCCUGUGGCGUUCCCUACAGGUGACGCUAUCUCCUUGAGCCACAGUGUGGUUAUGUAUGCCUGCAACAAAAACGUAGAUCUGGCUAUCCAACAUGGCAGACAGCGACCCCCUGGAAGCACAUUGCCUCAAACCAAAUCAGCUCUAAUAAGCUACAGAGGUCAUGGAAAAACUGCAUCCAGCAGCAGUCUUCGACUGAGCAUUUUCACCCCGAACGUCCUUAUGAUUUCCAAACAUUCUGAUGGCUCCCUGAACCAGUGGGCAGUCAGCUUUGCCGAGGACUCUGCUUUCUCCACUGUGCUCAGCGUCUCUCACAAGUCACGGUACUGUGGCCACCGCUUCCACCUCAACGACCUGGCCUGUCACUCUUUACUCCCUCUCCUCCUCACCACCUCACACCACAACGCCUUGAGGACACCCGAGGCAGACAGCAUCCUGGCUCCUCCCGACACCUACUCAUCUGGUUUCUCUCAUCCUGCAUCUCUGCCCCAGGGGUCACGGCCCAGCAGGUCAUCCCUGGGUGUAGUUUCCCAGGAUCCAAACGCGAUCUACAGUGAGCUCAUAUUAUGGAGAGUAGAUCCCGUUGGCCCGCUGUCUCUGUCAGGCGGGGUGUCUGAGCUUGCUCGGAUCAAUUCUCUCCAUGCAUCAGCAUUUGCUAAUGUAGCCUGGCUGCCCACGUUCAUUCCCAGCAGCUGUUUAGGGAUGUACUGUAACUCUCCCAGCGCCUGCUUCGUGGCGAGUGACGGCCACUCCCUCCGGCUCUAUCAGGCUGUUAUUGAAGCUAAGAAACUCCUGAGUGAGCUCUCUAAUCCUGAGAUAUCAAAAUAUGUCGGGGAGGUGUUCAACAUCAUCAGUCAGCAAUCCACAGCCAAACCAGGGUGUAUUAUAGAGCUGGAUGCCAUUACUGACUUUCAGGGGAAGCAGACCCAGCUUCUUCAUGUGUUUGAGGAGGAUCUGAUCCUCGGCAGUGAGAGAACGGAGAACACACAGGAAACCGCAGAAUCUCCUCACACUGACUCAAGCGAUACAGCCUUCUCUGCACGUUUUUUCCUUGUGGUGGUCGAAUUGAUCCCGACUGGUCGCUCACUCCUCCACAUGUGGCAUCUCCAUCUUGCUGCCCGACCCAUCACCAUGGAAGAGACCUCGGCGAAAAACGAUGCCAGCUCAGAUUCUGACAUGAACAGUUCUACAUUUAGCUUUGACACGUUUGGUUCCCCAGUACCUCAGAAGAGUAAACCCUGCUCCUCAAAUCUGCAGAGUGCCUGUCGCCUCAGCCUCACAACACACAGGCUCUACAGCCAAGAGAUGGCUCUGCCAGAAGGGGUGGAGGCCAUCAGUGUUACACCUUCAGCAGGUCACCUGAGCGCAUCCUGCUCUCUGCCAGCGGAUCGUCUGCCUUACCUGCUCGCUACUUCCUGUUCAGAUGGAAAGGUGCGUUUCUGGAGGUGUACAGUCAUGGAGCCUUCCAGUGUAGACAACUUGGUGUACCAGUGGGAGGAGUGGCCUCUGCUGGUGGAGGAAAUGCUUCCUAACAGCAGCGCAGUAAGCGUGCAAGGUCAUCCCAUUGAGGUGAGCUGCUGUCACUCUGGACGGAUUGCAGUCGCCUACAGGCAGACACCAAACUCCCCUCUCAACUCAACACCUUACCUGAACUCUCAGGGACGUUUGACUUGUCCUCCUACUCUGGCCUCCUCCCCUUUCAUAAACAAUACCAACACCCACAUGACCCCAACUGUGACUGUACAGCAUAGUCCAAAUCUCACUCCCAGCCCCAACCAGGCAAACACUACUGAGCCGUUGGUCCACAUCAGCAUCUUUCAGUGCGAGUCCACUGGUGGCUCGCAGUGGAUCCUGGAGCAGACCAUAGUCCUGGACAGCACAGAAAGUGCCAGUAUCCCAGGUAACAUGCACUGUCCUAUACCCAACCAGGACUGUCCUGCCUCGAGUAGUGCAAGCCUGGUUCAUUUGGACUGGGUCUCCCAAGAAGACGGGUCACAUGUUCUCACUGUUGGUAUUGGCACAAAGAUUUAUAUGUACGGCCGUCUCUCUGGGAAGCCUCCAGAACUGGGUUUGUCAUCAGAGGCCAGUAGAGAACAGAGCUCGUCCCGUCUGGUUCUGCUGCGUUCGGUCAAUCUGGUCUCCUCUGUGGAAGGCUCAUUGCCCAUUCCUGUGUCCCUCUCCUGGGUGAGAGAUGGCAUUUUGGUAGUAGGCAUGGACUGUGAGAUGCACGUCUACUCCCAGUGGCAGCCCCCAGCACCUUUCAAAGCCAGCGUUGCCCAAGACACAGACAUCAGCAGCAGCGUCUCCUCCAUAAUCUCUGCCGUCAGACAGAGCCAGGAGGAGGGGCUCAGCUCUGGAGCCCCCAUGUUUACACUGGCCCCUCCCAAAAGGGCGUUGACCAGAUCAAUGAUGAGCCUAGCUCAGAAACUCAGUGGGAAAAGAACAGCUUAUGACCUGCCGCUGGAGAUGGAAGAUUCUGGGCUUUUUGAAGCAGCUCACCAACUCUUUCCCACUCUGCCCCAGUAUCACCCUGUACAGCUGCUGGAGCUCAUGGAUCUCGGGAGGGUUCACCGUGCCAAGGCCAUCCUGUCCCAUCUGGUGAAAUGCAUUGCUGGAGAGAUUGUGGCACUUAAAGACAGCACGACCAAUCCUGAGAAACGUGUGCGCUCUCGAACCAUCAGCGCCGGAGGCAGCACAGCCAGAGACUCCAAAAUGUUCAGCAAAGCAGAGAACUCCCCCCCUGACUACACAGAGAUAAGCUCCAUCCCCCCACUGCCACUCUACGCCCUUCUCGCAGCCGAUGAUGAGGACACAUCACCAAAACCUGAUAAAGUGGGCAGUGUGAGUGGAGAUAGCGGCCAUGGUUCCAGUCACGCUGAUGUCUAUGAUGAGCUCUUUCAUACGCCAAGCAUUGUGGAUCUGGAACCUCUGGAUGAUGAUCAAGAGGAAACUGGAAACAAGGUUAUUGACCUGUCGCAGUACAGUCCGACAUUUUUCGGUCCAGAGCAUGCUCAGGUUCUGUCCAGUCACCUCCUACAUUCCAGUUUGCCCGGACUCACCCGUAUGGAGCAAAUGUCUCUCAUGGCGCUGGCCGACACCAUCGCCACCACAAGCACAGACCUCAAGGACAGCCAAGGCAAGAGCAAAGGAGGUGAGACACUGGAUGAGUGCGGCCUGAAGUUCCUGCUUGCCGUCAGACUCCACACCUUCCUCUCUACCUCGCUGCCUCCAGCACACAGAGCACAGCUGCUACGGCAAGGCCUGUCAACAUGUCAUUAUGCCUGGGCAUUCCACUCGGAGGCUGAGGAGGAGCUGCUGAACAUGCUGCCUGCUCUACAGAAGGGAGAGUCCACGUGGCCGGAGCUGCGCUCCAUGGGCGUGGGCUGGUGGCUGCGCAGCACAAACAAGUUGCGCAAGUGUAUAGAGAAGGUUGCCAAGACUUCUUUACAGAGAAACAAUGAUCCUCUGGAUGCAGCUAUAUUUUACCUCGCAAUGAAGAAGAAGGCAGUGGUCUGGGGAUUGUACAGAUCCCAGAGGAAUGCCAAAAUGACAGAGUUUUUCCGCAACAACUUCAGUGAGGACAGGUGGAGGAAAGCCGCACUGAAGAACGCAUUUUCUCUGUUGGGGAAGCAGCGGUUCCAGCAUUCGGCAGCCUUCUUCCUUCUAGCCGGAUCCCUUAAGGAUGCCGUUGAGGUGUGUAUCGAAAAAAUGCAGGACCUACAGCUUGCACUGGUGAUCUCCAGACUGUAUGAGUCAGAGUUUGAAACGGCAUCCACAUACAAAAAGAUCCUCCGGAGAAGUGUUCUGGGACAAGACAAACAGAUUCCUGAACAGAAGGAUCCGUUCCUGCGUAGCAUGGCUCACUGGGUCCUGGAGGACUACAGCAGAGCGUUGGACACUCUCCUCGAGCAGCCUGCUGACAGAACCAGCUCUGGGUCCACUGAGAGCAAAUGUGACACUGGCUCCUCUUCAGUGUCUGCCUGUAACCCUGAGGUUUUCAACUUUUACACCUACCUUCGAACCCACCCACUACUCCUUCGGCGCCAUUUUGGCUCCUCCGACAAGGCUAAAGUUGGACUGACCGCUGAGUGCCGCAGGGCAGACUCCAUUAGCCUGGAGGAGAGGAGACUGUUUUUCACAGCUGCUUACGCACACCUCCAAGCUGGCUGCCCUAUGCUAGCCCUUGAAGUCCUCUCCAAGAUGCCCAAAGUCCGCAAGCAUUCCAAACUCCCCGACCAUGAGGGUGCCGGCAUCGCGGCUGAUCUCAGCGCUGGGAGCAAAAAUGGACAGAGUUCAGAGCAGGAUUGGUCUCAGUCGGCUCUGAACGGCUACGAGUCUGACAGAAACAGCUUGUGCAACAGCCGGUCAGAGUCAGUGUUAAGUUUUGACUGGAGCCACCCGUCGAUGAACCAUCCGGAUGAGCCCCUGGAGCUUAAAUGGGAGAGUGACAAAGAUGAUGAAGAAGACGAUGAAGAGGAUGAAGAAGAAACUAAAAAUGGUAAGAGUGGCAGAACUGAGGACGGCAGCAGCGUGUUUCAGGAUGCGCAGGAUGCCAUGUCGCCGCUCAUGGAGACUGUGCCGGGAGAGGAGAGUGACGAUGACUUUCUCGCUCCUUCUGAUGACAUCUUGGCGGCCCAGCUGAAGUUUACCGCCUGCCUUAAGAUCAUGACCAAUGAGCUCCGGACGCUGUCGACGGGGUAUGAGCUGGAUGGAGGGAAGCUGCGUUGCCAGCUCUACCAGUGGCUGGAGAGAGAGGUCGUGGCUCUCCAGCGCUGCUGCAGCUACAAGCCCUGCUUGCCAGAGCUGUCUGUCCAGGGGGGGGCGUCUGUCUCCGGGCUGGGCGAGGAGGAACAGCCGAGGAGUCCUCGUGGUGACAGCCAGAGGAGCAGGAGGCACUGGCUGCAGAGUAACCAGCCCUUACUGAGGAUGUUUCUGAGCUACUGCAGCCUACAUGGCUCCCACGGAGGAGGACUGGCAUCUGUGCGCAUGGAGCUCAUUCUGUUGCUUCAAGAGUCUCACCAGGAUGACUCCAUGCAGGCGGUGGCGGCGGCGAUGCCAUGUUGCCAACCGACAUCGAUCCCUCUCCUGAUGGCCUGCACGGCAAACGUAAAGACGGUGGUGGCCAAUCCCAUUGUCUACCUGACCAACCUGGCUCAUGACAUCCUACAGACCAUCAAUUCACUGGACUCUCCUCCACACCCUGAUGUUGUCAACAAUGAGAUCUAUGUGAUGCACACAUUGGCUGCCUCCCUGUCCGCCUGCAUAUAUCAGUGUCUCUGUGAUGGACACACCCACAGCCAUGUGAACCACUUCACAGGAAUCGUGUAUCAGAGUGUUUUGCUGUCUCAGAAGCAGCCUGUCCGAACCGUCAGCAUGGACGAGUCCGUUCAGCCCAACACGCCCCCCGCACAGUGGCCAGGUAUCGCCUCCCUGAUUCGCCUGUUGAGCUCAGCAGGCGAGGAGAGCCAGCCAGGCUUAGCUGUGCUGCUCUGUGAGAUCGUGACUGCGGUCUUCCUCAGUCUAUUUGUUCACGGCAUGGCCACUCACUCAAGCAACGAGCUGUUUCGCAUCGUGGCCCACCCUCUCAACAGCCAGCUUUGGGUGACCGUGUUCGGAGGAGGCGCUCGGACCCCUGUCAUAGCGAAACCCAACAGCCCCGCAAGAACACCGCCACCAGCCUCACCAAGCGGCUCAGACAGGAAGUCCAGACGAUUCAGACUCCUGUCAUCACGCAGCGGAUCCAAGGACGAGUCGGGGAUAGAGCGUGAGGGCCCAUCCAGUCCCAAGCAGAGCCCUGUAGUGGAACAGGAAGCUACCUCCAUCUUCAAAGAACGGUUUAUCCCACCAGAGCUCAGCAUUUGGGAUUACUUUAUCACCAAGCCUUCACUGCCACAAUCAGAAAACAGAGUUGAAUAUGACUCUGAGGAGAGCCAAGACAGUCAAGAUGAAGAGGAAGAUGAUGAUCAAUAUGAAGAUGUGUUUGACCCCAGCUCUCCGCACAGAGAGCAUUCAAACCACAACUCAUACAGUUGGUGUUUGAUGCGUCUGGCAAUGGUUCAACUUGUGUUGGUCAACCUGAAAACCUUUUACCCAAUGGCAGGAUAUGAUCUAUUAGAUCUGCCUGUGGGCUCUCCUCUGUGUCACGCUGUGCUGAAGACGCUGCAGCGCUGGGAGCAGUUGCUGCAGAAAAGGCUGGAGAUCUUCGGGGGCCCCCCUUCCAAGUACAUCUCCACCAACCUCCAGGAUGAAACCACUGCACCUGGCCCCGCCCUGCUCAGACACAAGGCCCUGUUUGAGCCAUCCAACAGCCCAUUCAGGACAAGCCACCAUUCAGCACUGCCAGUGAAGCGCCUGUGGCAGUAUCUGGUGAAGCAGGAAGAAGUGCAAGAGACUUUCAUCAGAAACAUCUUUACCAAAAAACGGGACCCCAAUGAGUCGAGUGAGGACCCGACUGACAAUAUGAAUAUGAAAUGUUCAGGGAUGGAGGAGACGGGAAACAAUCAGACUGAGUCAGAUCUGGGCUCCUCCGGAGGGAAGGCACGCAUCAUCCACAAGGAAUCUGACAUCAUCACAGCCUUCGCCAUCAACAAGGCAAAUCGUAAUUGUUUAGUCAUGGCCUCCACCCAUGACAUUCAGGAGUUGGAUGUGUCAUCCAUCCUGGCCACACAGAUCUUGACAUGGAUCGAUGACGAUGAGGCCGAAGCCAAAGGUGUGUCCGAUGACUUCCUGGUAGUGCAUGCACGCGAUGACUUCGCCACCAUCCACGGCACCACGCCGUACACUCACAGCACCCCAGGCACCCCCAUCAACAUGCCGUGGCUGGGCGGGGUGCAGACCGGCCGGGGUGCAGCCGUGAUGAUUAAGAGAAAUAUCAACAAUGUGAGAAGGAUGACCUCCCAUCCCACACUGCCAUACUACCUGACGGGGGCACAGGAUGGAAGCGUGCGGAUGUUCGAGUGGGGUCACUCCCAGCAGAUCAUCUGCUUCAGGAGUCCAGGCAACUCCAGAGUCACCCGAAUACGAUUCAACCACCAGGGAAACAAGUUUGGUAUCGUGGAUGCUGAUGGAGGUUUGAGUCUCUGGCAGACCAAUACGAGUGGGACCGCUCCUAAACCAUACCUGACGUUGCACUGCCAUAACAAGACAGCAAACGACUUUGUCUUCGUGGGCUCCUCCUCCCUCAUUGCCACUGCAGGACUCUCAACAGACAACAGGAACGUGUGUCUCUGGGACACGCUGGUGACUCCUGCCAAUAGCCUGGUGCAUGCGUUCUGCUGCCACGAGUCUGGAGCCACCGUGCUCCUGAUGGCCUCCAGGCAGCAGCUGCUCAUCACAGGGGGGAGGAAGGGCUGGAUCAGCGUCCUGGAGCUCGCCCACCGGCACCAGCGUCAGAGCUUCCAGGCUCACGACUCCCCCGUCAAAGCUCUGGCUGUCGAUCCCACCGAGGACUGCUUCAUCAGUGGAUCAGCUGAGGGCAACAUUAAGAUCUGGAGCCUGGCCUCACAGUGUCCGCUCUACAACUUUCCCAAUGAGCACGCUCGCCAGUCGCUCUUCAGAAACCUCGGCACCGGCGUCAUGCAGAUCGAGGUGGGACCGGCCAAUCACAUCUUCUCCUGCGGCGCUGACGGGACCAUGAAGAUGAGGGUCCUCCCCAACCGCUUCAGUGUCGCCAACAACAACAACAACCACAACAGCGAUGUAAAGUUCUUCAUAUAGACACACACAGGGACAUACAUUGGUUGGAUUAAUUUGAUAUAAUAAUGUGAAUCUAGGGAAACGCCUUUCCACCCGGAGCAGUGUUCGUCAGGCCGUGUGAUGAUGGGGUUUAAACCAGAGUAAAUGAAGAAAACUCAAAAAACUCCGAGUAAGAUCCAGUGAGUCUGAUCCCAAGGGCCAAAGAGUGACGCGAUCGCAUCCAAUGCUCUUUGUUUGGGACAUGACCCGAAACUGACCAAUCACAGGAGCCUCUACAAGUGUUUAAACUGCGGCAGGAGUUAAAGUAGGCACAGGGUAAUGCCCGAGGGUGCAGUCAAUCGGAAUAAACUGAGACAAAAGAAACUGCUGCAGACUUAUUAAAACAAACUGCUGUCUCAGCGUGGACUGGACGUGGAGAGACUUUUUUUUUUUGCACAGGAAAUGACGCUGUGGAAGUCACAGGAAGUGGCAGCAGACUGUGAAGAGUCUAACACUGCAGCGCUGUCCUUCGUAUACAGCAUCACACAGUCUAUUAGUGCGUAUGAGGGAAGCAUCAUGAGGGGGGAGGCUGGAAUCACUGCUGAAGUGUUAAGGUGGCAAAAUACAGUAGACUGUGAGUUGUACGGGGAGGAUCAUUUGGGGGGGUGGGGGCAACGUCACCACAAGCACAACGCUGUAAGGCCAGUGUUCGUCCUACAAAGCACAUUAUAUCCAGUCACAGCGCACAUUCUGGUCCUCCAUUAAAGAAGAACGAACACAAAGGAGUCCGCUUGGUUGGGACAGCACAAUUACACAAUAUCAUCUCAUAUCAGUGCUAUCACUUCAUAUUUUAAUUACAGGCGUUUGGCUGAUAAACUUUGUUCAAACAGGAAGCUGAUUUAAAAAAAGAACGCAAAUCUCUUAAGACACUCGCUAUGCAAAUGUACUUUCUGGCAUAAAUGUUUGAGAAGAGUAAAUCCUUUCUCCGCUGUUAACUGUACGGCUUCUGCCAGUAGACGGGUAGCUACAGUCGCUGAGCAGAGCUAGAUAUCUUAGCUCAAAGAUGAAGACGUACAAAAAGCAUAACCACAUCUGGUCAGAGCCACGCUAGCUAAACUAAGCUGAAUAGCUGCUAAAACUUCAUAGCUAACCCGCAGAAAAAAAGUGUCAUAUCUAGUGUUUAGUGUCGGUAAGAAAUUAAGCAUAUUUCACAAACUGUUUAAACACUCUUUUGAUCGAGCUCAUAGUAAAGUGGGACAUGAGUUUCCUAAUUUAAUGGACUACCUGAAUGCGCAUUUUCUCAAAUUACUCUGUUUGCACAUAAUCAUGAAGCUCAAUAAGAUGUAGUGAAUAUAUGAGGCUGGAUGUCAGUAAAGCAGUCUAAGCCUUUGGUAAUAAUAAGGUUAAUAUAUAGUAGGAAGUUGUUUAUCCAUGCCUAGAUUAAACUGGUAUUAUUAAGUGUCCUUCUUCUCUGCAAACUAGUUCACAAUAUUAAUGGUAAUAGAUAUUAGGUUGCACACAGUAGUUUUAAUUUACAAGGCUGUUUGAAUGGGACACCGUCGGACCUUUCUGGCUGCAUUUAGUAAACAGUAAAAUGAGAACACAUGUAGCGGACACGUUGCUGUUGACAAUGGAAAGGGGGUGGGGUAUUUGUACAAGUUUUAAUGAAUAUACUAUUUUGUUGUGGAAAUGCUUUAUUCCGAUAACAGUGCACUUCCCUUUCAUUUACUGCUAACUCUAGUUUCCAUACGGACCAUGAUUGAAAGCUGCCUUGGAGACGAUAUUGUUUGCCUUGUAGUGUUCAGAGUAGUGUCAGCUUUUGCAGUUCAGUUGCUUUGUCACAAACACUUUAUUACCAUUCAGUUGCUUUGUUUCUCAUCCUAAUUCAGCACAUUGCCUUCAGUAUAUGCUUUGGAAAUGUAAUCUAGGUUAGUGUGUAAUAGGAAGUGUCUUCCACAUAUUUAAGGAAGAGGUUCAUGCAAACUGUCCGAUAGCCAUCUGGUCUGAAGGAAUAUAACCCAUGAAGCUAUUUACCCAUAAACCCUUGUUGUGCUGCUGUAGAGAAACACUUAGCUUUGAUUUCAGGGAGGAUAAGCUUUCAGAAGUAUUAGGUAUGUACAUACAUAGAUCCAUAUACUAGGCUUCUCAUGAUGACUGCAUAAUCAUAGGUCGUACUGUAGAUAUGACAGAGCCACUUUAAGAAGAAUAUUCUGUAAAAUGCAGGUAUAUUUAUGAAACAUUAAGGAUUAUCAACUGAGCCAUUUAUCAAGGCGGAUGUAAUGUUAUUUUUCCUCUCGAUUGGUCACUAACACUUUCUUUUUGCUCAUUAUUUCCCGUUGUGGGCUUGAACAACCAGGAUGUUUCACUUUUUCCCCCACAAAUCAUAGUGGUUGAAGACUGAAGUGUACUCCUGCAGCAAAUGGAGAUUAAAUAUUUUUUAUCAAAGCCAAACUAAAUGUACAGAACGGGAGAAUAAAGUCAAUUUUAUCAAAGAGAGUGCUUUUUUUUUCUUAUGCUGCUCAUCUUUCUUUAAAGACUCAUAAACAGAUCAGUUUACCACAUCAGGGGCCGCUCGGCUCCAUCUAAUAUCACAAUCAACUCACACGUGUUGCUUUUUCCCCUCUUCUUGUAAAUGUGAAAUUGAUCAGAUAAUUCUAAUUUUAUAAUGUCAUGUAAAUUGAUGUAUUAAAGACAGAAAAUAUACUGAUGUAAUAAAAAUAAUCAUGUGCUAUGA
Molecule: messenger RNA, 12477 nt
Organism: Eleginops maclovinus (Patagonian blennie)
Lineage: Eukaryota; Metazoa; Chordata; Actinopteri; Perciformes; Eleginopidae
Gene: dmxl1
Product: dmX-like protein 1
Exons: 51
Coding region: 483-9785 (3100 amino acids)
Biological process (GO): vacuolar acidification
Cellular component (GO): RAVE complex
Molecular function (GO): protein binding
Source: RefSeq, a predicted model, not a curated record